GUAUUUAUUUUAUUCCUAGAAAUAACUUUAUUUUAAGUAUACAUAAAUAUAUGUCAUAAGUACAUCUACAGAUAAAAGCAUAAAUGUAUUUCUGAUACAUUUUACUCAUUAAAACUCAUUAAAUGUUGUUUACAAUUUUACAAAGGUAUUUUGAAAACGAUAAAGUCACCUUGACCUUUAAAUGACUAUGUAUCGUUUUGCUUAAUAAUUUUCCUAUCUUAUCGAUAAUUACUGUCAAGCAACAAGUUACUUUAACUCAGUUAAAUAUUAAGUUUAUUAAUAUCGACCAGGCAUAAUGUCUGUUGUUCAACAAAAAGUUGUUUUUGUGGGCACCAUCGCCUCUUCAAGUGCUUUGGACCGGUUAACUAUUUUAAAAGGCUUUAUAGCCAUCGAGAAUGGAAAGAUAACUAAAAUAGGUUCUACUGAAGAAUUAAACACAAACAACACAUCAAAAGAAUUAUUGGACUUCAAAAAAGUAGUUCUUGAUGAAAAUCAACUGUUAAUACCUGGUUUUAUAGAUUGUCAUACCCAUGCACCUCAGUUUCCUAAUAUUGGCCUAGGUCUAGACCGACCUUUACUUGAGUGGCUAGACAAAUAUACAUUCCCCUUGGAAAGUAAAUAUGUUGAUGUUAACUUUGCAAAGAGUAUAUACAGAAAAGUUGUGCAAAGGUUAAUUAAUAAUGGUACAACAACAGCCUGCUACUUUGGCUCACUCCAUCUUGAUGGGACAUUGGCACUAGUUGACAGUGCAAUCAAACAUGGACAGAGGGCGCUAGUGGGCAAAGUUAGCAUGAACAUUGUGAAUGAUGCGGGAUAUUAUAAUGAUACAGCUAAAGAAUUGAGAGAUGUUGAAUGUUUUGUACAGAAAGUAUUGGGAUGUAAGAAUGAUUUAGUGUAUCCAGUUGUGACACCAAGAUUUGCGGUGAGCUGUGAUGCUACAUUAAUGAGUGGUUUAUCUGAUAUUGCUAAUAGAUAUGGAUGUAGAAUACAGAGCCAUAUAUCAGAAAAUGUUAAAGAAAUUGAACAUGUAUUGGAUGUCAACCCUGGCUGUAAGAGUUAUUCAGAAGUAUAUGAUAAAAGUAAUAUACUUAAUGAUAAGUGUAUUAUGGCGCAUGCAGUGUACCUGUCCGAGGAGGAGAUGUCACUGCUGGUGUCGCGCGGCGUGUCUGUGGCGCAUUGCCCCGCCUCCAACACACGUCUGCGCUCAGGACUCUGCCCCGUCAGGGAACUGAUACAUGCAGGUCUUACUGUCGGACUGGGCACCGACGUGUCCGGUGGUGAUAGUUCAUCAAUACUGGAUGCGAUGCGACGCGCCAUGGACGUCUCCUCACAUCUGGAGAUGUUGGAGACCAGUGUAACGAGACCUGCUCUCAACUGGAAAGAAGUAUUCUACCUCGCCACGCUAGGGGGCGCUAAAGCUCUACGUCUGGACGAUAAAAUCGGUAAUUUCGAAGUCGGCAAAGAUUUUGAUGCUCAAGUGAUUGACGUAUUUGCAAAUGGCGGACAAAUUGAUAAGUACGACUACACAAUGGAGGGAAACGAACAAGAUCGUGUGUCGCAGCUGUUACAACGCUUCAUAUAUUUGGGCGACGAUAGAAAUAUAACACAAGUGUAUAUUAAAGGAAGAAAAGUAAAAGGUUGACAAAAAUGUGAUUAAAACAUUCCAAAUAUAUUUUUCGUUGA
Messenger RNA from Papilio xuthus (Asian swallowtail), 1683 nucleotides. Its product is annotated as guanine deaminase. The coding region runs from base 296 to 1642 and encodes 448 amino acids. Gene Ontology annotation, biological process: guanine catabolic process. Gene Ontology annotation, molecular function: guanine deaminase activity; zinc ion binding. The record is from RefSeq and is a predicted model, not a curated record. Gene Ontology annotation, cellular component: cytosol. The transcript has 8 exons. NCBI's taxonomy places the organism in Eukaryota, Metazoa, Arthropoda, Insecta, Lepidoptera, Papilionidae.